This is a messenger RNA of Pocillopora verrucosa, 1677 nucleotides long. RefSeq lists its product as uncharacterized. The record is from RefSeq and is a predicted model, not a curated record. Gene Ontology annotation, molecular function: axon guidance receptor activity. Gene Ontology annotation, biological process: homophilic cell-cell adhesion; synapse organization. Gene Ontology annotation, cellular component: neuronal cell body; axon; plasma membrane. NCBI's taxonomy places the organism in Eukaryota, Metazoa, Cnidaria, Anthozoa, Scleractinia, Pocilloporidae.
GAAGUUGCGUCAAGAGCAUGAAAGGAAAAAAAACACAAUUUUCCCUAUUGUAAGGUCUCUAGUUUGAGGUACAAUGCGGUCUGGGACAAUUUUAAGGCUACCUUUGUUUCUCAAGGUCAUUCUGCUGUUCGUAGUACAAGGGACGUGCGAUAAGGAAUUUGCAUUAACAGGUACAACUUUUCUUCAAGCACAGCGCGGAGAGUUGAUUACAAUUAAAGGUUAUUACAAAUAUUGUCUUACACCUUCGUUCUAUUGUCCGUCCUGCGUACGACAAGUGUAUCUGAAUCUCUUCAACAAAAGCAUCUGUCUUGCGUCCUUUGGAAAAGCGCAGCUGGACUGUCAGGAAAAACAUUUCUCUCAGCCAUUUACUGCUCCCAAUUCUGGUGGUACCUAUGAAAUUAAGAUGGAAGAAAUACUGGAUUUUAGCUGUGUACUAAGCCGAAAAUCAAACACCGGCCUAUCGCUUGGUACAGUUUUAGUUACAGAACCACCCACCAUCAUCAACGUCUCCAGUUUUCUAUUUGAAGUUGUCACAGGAGAUUCCUUGACACUUCAAUGCUCCGCGCGCGGCUAUCCUUCACCAGCAGUCCGCUGGUACAAAGACAGUAAACUGGUCCAUAAUGAUACAAGUCUUGAGCUCUCCUCGAUCAAACAGUCCGAUGCAGGACUCUAUGCUUGUAAUGCGUCAAACGUCGCUGGGAGUGACUCUCGUGUUGUGGAGGUCCUGGUGAGAGCAAGGAGACCUACAGUACACCAGACCGUAUCAACAUACGAUGCCAACAAUUUGUUUCAAAAUGAUUCAGUAACUUUUACAGUAAUUUUAUCGCACGACUUGUGGUCGCGUGACACUGCCUUUAAUACAAUAUUGGUUUGGACUCUUCCUUACUACGCGAGUAUGCUGAAUCACGUGCCUUUGACAAAUGUGUCUAGUCCUUACCCUGGAGAGUAUAAUUUUAAGAUUGGAGAAAUUCAGCCCGGGUCAUCAAAGCAAAUUAACAUCACGGUCCAAAUUGAUCCUAAACGUGUGCUUUCUGUUGGAAAAUACUUCCUGUCUGUACCAAGCUUCAUUCUGUAUGAACAACGCAUGGCAAGUAAUGCUGCCAAGUUGUUCGUGGGCUCAAUAGAGUCCGUAACGCUUAACUUUACAGUGAGAGAAGAUGCUCAGAGAGGAUUUCUGUUGAAUCCAUUGUUUGACGAAGUAUACCUCUGCCAAGAGAAGAAAAGUGAUUUGAAACCUUCCUGUUACUUUUCAAAUGAUGGUGUUCAAUGGAUUGGGCUAGAUCCGCGAGUGAAAAUGAUUUUUGGGAUGACUGUUCGUGGAUCGUUCAAAAGGAUUUUUGGCUUGGGAACAGAUAGUCGAUGUCACGCAGUCAGUAGGGAUGGCGUUACUUGGAGUUGCAUUUUGCCUGAGAAAUGGAAACGGGAAUCGUCUUCUAGGGAUUUCGUACCUGCUAUUUCAGUUCCUGAAAGGCUCAAGUCUGAUCUGCCCGAAAGCAAUUACAUUGCUACGAAAACUGAUGGAACAGUCUCAUAUGGAGCAUCAGCGAAAGGUUUACACAUGAAGAUCAGAUCAGGAGUAUGGAACUUAGUAGCCUCUUGGGAGUGUCCAUAACAGUCGUAUCGUAGAAACUGUAAUGGAAAUGAGAAACUUGUUCAUGGCCUCUACAUAACGUCGUA